Messenger RNA from Oncorhynchus kisutch (coho salmon), 2747 nucleotides. Its product is annotated as protein FAM53C-like. NCBI's taxonomy places the organism in Eukaryota, Metazoa, Chordata, Actinopteri, Salmoniformes, Salmonidae. Gene Ontology annotation, biological process: protein import into nucleus. The coding region runs from base 723 to 1976 and encodes 417 amino acids. The transcript has 6 exons. The record is from RefSeq and is a predicted model, not a curated record. Gene Ontology annotation, cellular component: nucleus.
AAUUCCGAGCUAUUUUAAUGUUGACAUAUUUUGUAUGCACUAUUGAAUACUCAUUGCUUGCCCCCACCCCACCCCCAACUGUAAAUGUUAUUUAUGAAUUCCAAUCGCUUACGGGCGUGUGAAUGUUUUUUUUCUAAAUGGACGACUGGAUGAAUUGCUUGUAGGCGAUGUAUUUUUCAAAGAGAGAUACUAUCUUUAGAUAUUUGGCACGCUGAUCAUAUUACAUUUUAUGUUCCAGAUAUUGGAAUCGACGAAUGGUCUGUUACAUGUUAUGCUUUUUAAUGGGUCAAUACAUCGGAGACCCAUAGCCGAACACUAGCGCGGCUGACUAGUCGGGAGCUGCACAGGCUACAAAUUGGGUUUAUCCUUCAUGAGCAGUAUUUAACCCGUGUGUGCAAGGCCUAAGGUCCGGUGGGCUUCUUGGUCAAGGGACGUCCCAGGGAUUACGGAUAGCGUGGACUGUUCAAGAAACCCAGAGUGGCUUCAUCAGGCAGGUCAGCCCUGAACAGCAGGCACCUUGAGGCUUCACGCUUUCCCCAGGUGAGCUGACUACAGUGAUGAACAUGCCCCAGUGAGACAGGGCAGGGCAACCUGGCCCAGAGGAGUACUGGAGGUGCCAGAAUAGCUCAGCUACUCUCAAUCAGACGGACGAACAGACAGAGGGCCACCCCUCCCCCUAACCCUCCACCUCACCCACCUCCCCUACUCCUCGCAACCAUGCCAUGGUCACACUGAUCGUCGAGCGUCUGCGGGAACAUAUUUUGGACGGCAACACUCACAAAACGGCCCUCAACGUGUCUCUGCUGGACCCCAACAACCUAGGAAUUUGCUGGCCUACAGAUGGAUUGAUGCCUGAGAGCAGUUAUUGGCAGUUCAGCCCUCCCUCCAAGCCUGGCCUGCAGGGUGUGCUGAGCUCCAGUUUCCCCCCCGGCCCUGUCCCUUUGGUUUCCCCCGAAACCCACCUCCCAGAGGGGGAAGCCCUGCACCGGCCCCUGGUCCCAAGCACCUCAGUAACGGACCUGUCUUUUCCCGGUGCACCCCCUCCCCCCCCGCCACCCCCCAAACGGCACUGUCGCUCACUGUCCGUGCCAGAGGACCUUUCACGCUGCCGUUACACCUGGCGGCCCAGCGCGUCGAGGGUCUGGACACCUGUGAAUCGCCAAUGCCACAGUGGAGGGGGAGCGGGGGGGCCUUGUCCGCUUCGUGCUCCUAGCUCGUCUCUAAACUCCUCUCUACACUCCUCUUCAAGCCCCACAUUCUUUAGCCUUGCUCUCUCCCCUGACUCCCCAUUGCCCUGGAAUUUCCCAUGGGACCCAAGUGACACUGCUGGAGGAGGCGCCUGCUGCUGUUUCUUCCCCUCUCCGUCAUCCUGCUCAUCCUCUCCCUCCCCGCUCCACCCUCCCCCUCCUCCGCAGCGACGCUUCUCGCUGUCCCCUGUCCUUAUCAGAGAAGCUGCUGCUCAGUUCCUGCCACCGCCUCCAGUUCCACCCCAACGUGCAGCACCCCCUCCAGUUGUGCCUGCUUCGCCCUCCUCUGCCUGCAGCACCCCGUCCUCUCUUCGCCGAGCCAUCCCCCCUCAGCUCCCACGCUGCCACUCCCAGCCCUGCGACCUGCUUCUUCUCAAACCGGGCCUGAAGCGACGGCGUGACCCAGACAGACCAUUUGCCCGGCCAGUACUGGAUUUCACCAAGAUGACUCAGACUCGCAGUACCGACCCCUUGAGUUGUAUGGAGCGUGGGAGGCUGGCUUCUGGGGGGGACGUUUGCAUGGGCCUUGAGCCUUUUUGGGGGGAUUUCAGAGGGUCAUGUUCACCAGCAGAGGGGCUGGGAAGGACGAGCAUUGGACCUCUAAGCGAGAGUGAUGAGGAGGGUGAAGAGGGGGAGGAAGAGGAGGACCCUGAUCGAGAAGAGUGUCAGCCGAGUGUCUUUGAGAGGGAUUGUACAGAACUAGAUUUGAGCCUAAUUGAAGAAAAUUAAAAUCUUGUUAAUUGGAGACUGUUUUUCCCCUCUAGCCCCAGCAUUCAACACUCCACCCCAGCCCUGCUCCGCUUUCAUCAGCAGGGCUCUCAGGAACACGACUUCUCUCUCAUGGGAUGAGCUUGGGUGUAUAUAUAUAUAAUCUCAUUGACAACAGUCAUGAAUUGCCUACUACCAAUACGAACAAUUCAUGCAGGUAGCCAUGGAUGCGGUCUUUCCAUCAGAGUACAUUCCAGAACCAGUUGCUGAAACAUUCUUGUGAAUAAUCUGAAUGCUGGAGAUGCCAGCUAUUCCCGUAGUGUGUGUUGAAUGGCUUCUUAAUGCGCCCUCAAACAGACUAGGAUGGAAUGUUAGAAGACUAACAACCUUCUGGUCACUUGCUUUCUUUUACAUGACUUUCCUCUCGAUUGUCUUUUUCGGUACAGUAGUAAGAAUAGACUUUCUUGAAUGAUGGUGAUGAAUUGAAUAUCUGUGUUUUGUUAAGUUUGAUGCAGAAGGGCAGUGUGUCAUUGCAGUUUUAUUCCUGCGGUCCUUAUAUUUCCUGGUAAACAAUCCACAUGAUUCAGCAUAAGCCUUAAGAACAACUUUUUUUCUGUAAACAAAAAAAAAAUACUACUAUGAAAAUGAAAUGAAUUGUGUAGCAGUUGAUAUUAGUCCUUUUGUUAUUUAUUUUCUGCUGUUUUCUUAAUAUUUCUUAUCUCUAGGACUCGUCCUCUGAAUAUAGAGAUGUAUAGACAUUGAUAAUGAAUGCACUGUGUUUGACAAGUUAAA